AUGAAUGAGAUGAAAGCAGCCUCCAGCGACUGCGCUGAGGAAUCCAAGACUCCGGAGGCGGUUGACCCCCCGAAAGAUGGCAAACCAGAAGAGAGCAGCCUGAGUCCAGCGAGAUCCGCGGCCUCGUCCGAGCCUGAAUAUCCUGGACCGGUCCAGGUCGCCCUCAUCAUGACCUGUAUCCUGUGCGCAAUCUUCAUCAUGUCGCUCGAUCGCACCAUUAUCGCGACGGCUAUUCCCCGGAUCACCGACGAGUUCAACAGUCUUGACGAUAUUGGGUGGUAUGGCAGUGCAUUCAUGGUCACCGCUUGUUGUUUCCAGCUGCUGUGGGGCAAGGUUUAUUCCUUCUACCCGGCCAAGUAUGUCUUUCUCGCACUGGUCCUACUCUUCGAAGUCGGCUCGGUGAUCUGUGGGGCAGCGCCCAACUCGAUCGCCUUCAUCUUCGGACGGGCGAUUGCCGGGAUGGGGAGUGCGGGCAUCAUGUCCGGAGCGAUUGUGCUGAUGAUGUCGGCGGUGCCCUUGCACAAGCGGCCCUUGUAUAACGGCUUCUUCAGCGCCGUCUUGGGAAUCUCCUCCGUGGUGGGACCCCUGAUCGGUGGCGCGUUCACAAGCAAUGUCAGCUGGCGAUGGUGUUUCUACAUCAACCUGCCGAUCGGCGGCGCCGCGAUGCUCGUCAUUUGGCUCGCUCUGAAACCCGCCCCUCCGCUGCUCCCCGGGCUGACGAUCCGCCAGAAGAUAGCCAAGCUCGACCUCUUGGGGGAGUUCUUCCUCUUCUCCGCCCUGAUCUGCUUACUCCUCGCCUUGCAGUGGGGCAACAGCAGCUAUCGCUGGGGUAACUGGCGGAUUAUCCUCCUUUUCAUUCUCUUCGGCAUCUGCCUGGUCACCUGGGUAGUGGCCGAGGCCCUCACGCAAAAGACGGCCACCAUUCAGCUCCGGGUGAUCAAGAACCGCAGCGUCGUGGCCGCGAUGUGGUUCAUGUUCUGCCUGGCGUCCACCAUGCUGAUGCUGAUCUACUACCUCCCCGUCUGGCUGCAAGCCAUCAAGAACAAGAGCGCAGUCGAGUCCGGUAUCGACACCCUUCCGCUGGUCCUUUCCCUGGUCGCCGGCAGUACUCUGUCGGGCCAGCUGGUGGGGCGCCUGGGCUACUACACCCCAUUCACCAUGGCCUCGUCGUGCCUCAUGCCCAUCGGGGCCGGGCUGAUCUCCACAUUCAAGGUCGACUCCAGCUCCAGGAUUUGGAUCGGCUACCAGAUUAUCCUCGGCUUCGGAAUCGGUCUGGGGAUGCAGCACGCCCCGAUAGCCGUGCAGACGGUGCUGCAGCCGCGGGACGUUCCCAUGGGCGUCUCACUGGUCUUUUUCUGCCAGCAGCUCGGCGGGGCCAUCUUUGUCUCGGUCGGCCAGAAUGUCUUCGACCAGAAGCUGAUUGCCGGGUUGACGAGUGUGGUCGACGACUUGGAUCCGCAAACCAUUGUCAAUACCGGUGCGACCAACCUGCGCCAUAUCGUCCCCGCGGCGGAUCUGCAUGAGGUGCUGGUGCAGUACAACGAUGCACUGCGGUGGGUUCUCAUUGUCGGGACGAUCAUGUCCUCGCUCUCAGCACUGGGCUCGUUUGCGCUGGAAUGGAAAAGUGUCAAGGGAAAGCAUGGAGGGGAAGACGAGGAGGAGGAGGCCUAG
Messenger RNA from Aspergillus viridinutans, 1671 nucleotides. RefSeq names its product MDR family MFS transporter. The record is from RefSeq and is a predicted model, not a curated record. Gene Ontology annotation, molecular function: transmembrane transporter activity. NCBI's taxonomy places the organism in Eukaryota, Fungi, Ascomycota, Eurotiomycetes, Eurotiales, Aspergillaceae. Bases 1 to 1671 code for a protein of 556 amino acids. Gene Ontology annotation, biological process: transmembrane transport. The transcript is spliced from 2 exons.